GAUCAGAUCAAAUUAAUGGCUUCCAAGGAGUUAGUUGAAUCACACAAAGUUUUCAUAUAUCAUACUUCAGAUGAGGAGCUUGAGGACACAGCUUGCUCUAUUUUGAAAAAUGGAAAGCGAACAGAUGCACCAACAAAAAGAAAAUUUUCUCCAUAUGACUUAUUCGUUAAAAAGACUGCAUGCUCAUGCAAUAAUGAAAAAAUCAAUUGGAAUAAAUUAGAGAGUAAUGACAACCCUGAAAAUAAUGAAGAAGGUGAUCUGUGGCCGUCUCCCACACCAAAGAGAAGAAAGAGAUUAACUGCACCUACUUAUUUUGCCAUUCUAACAACAAAGGAAUUCGGGACAGAGAUGCCUAAUAUGUCAAAUAAAAGUUGUUGUCAUGAAUGUUUAAAAGAAAAUUCAGUCCAAAGCAGCAUUGGGAGUUCCACACCUGAAAUAAGUGAAUCUGAUGACAACUUCAAUCUAUUCGAAAUCAAAAAGAAGAGAUUGACAGCUCCAGCUUAUCGAAAGUUUUUGAGAGAUUGCAAUAUGAGAGCUAAAAUUUUAAGGGAAUUCAACCAAACCAAUAAUUUGAUUCCGAUGUUGGAUGCAUGAAUGCUUAAUGAAGUUUUAGGGAAGAACGUAUUGCUUUGAUUUGCAAAUAUUCAGAAAUAAAUUUUAGAGGUUAAGUGGUGCAUAUAUUUGUUGUUAAAUGACUUUGAGUCUAUAUAGUUUCUUGAACUCUAAUUAGGUUUUGUUGCAUUCAUAAUU
Molecule: messenger RNA, 750 nt
Organism: Phalaenopsis equestris
Lineage: Eukaryota; Viridiplantae; Streptophyta; Magnoliopsida; Asparagales; Orchidaceae
Exons: 5
Coding region: 16-594 (192 amino acids)
Source: RefSeq, a predicted model, not a curated record